Fragaria vesca subsp. vesca is the source of this 1713-nucleotide messenger RNA. RefSeq names its product 60S ribosomal export protein NMD3-like. Gene Ontology annotation, molecular function: ribosomal large subunit binding. The transcript has a single exon. Gene Ontology annotation, cellular component: nucleus; cytoplasm. The record is from RefSeq and is a predicted model, not a curated record. Gene Ontology annotation, biological process: ribosomal large subunit export from nucleus. Lineage: Eukaryota; Viridiplantae; Streptophyta; Magnoliopsida; Rosales; Rosaceae. The coding region runs from base 1 to 1548 and encodes 515 amino acids.
AUGGAUAUAGAUACAGGGAUGUUUACGGUUCCUCAAACCGUUGGCAGUGUACUGUGUUGCAAAUGUGGUAUUCCCAUGGCACCGAAUGCUGCCAAUAUGUGUGUCAAGUGUUUGCGCUCUGAAGUCGACAUUACUGAAGGUUUGCAGAAGCAUGUGACCAUUGUGCAUUGCCCUGAAUGUGAUACCUGGUUGCAGCCUCCAAGAACCUGGAUCAAAGCCCAAGUGGAAUCAAAGGAGCUGCUAACGUUCUGUGUGAAGAGGCUGAAGAACUUGAAUAAAAUUAGGUUGGUUCAUGCCGAGUUCAUUUGGACUGAACCUCACUCCAAGAGGAUCAAGGUUAAGUUGGUAGUUCAGAAGGAGGUUCUUAAUGGAGCAAUACUUGAGCAAUCGUAUACUGUUGAGUAUGUCCAGCAAGAACAUAUGUGCGAGUCUUGUGCUAGAGUCCAGGCCAACCCUGACCAGUGGGUUGCAGCUGUACAGCUCCGCCAGCAUGUUUCUCAUAGACGCACAUUCUUCUAUCUGGAGCAGCUGAUUCUGAAGCACGGUGCUGCUGCCAGUGCCAUAAAGAUUACACAGAUGGACCAAGGUAUCGAUUUCUUUUUCUCAAACCGGAGUCAUGGUGUGAAAUUUGUGGAGUUUGUGGGUAAAGUUUCUCCAGUAAGGAGUCGUAAUGACAAACAGCUUGUUUCCCAAGAUUCUAAAAGUAAUACUUAUCAUUACAAGUAUACAUUCUCAGUGGAAAUCGCCCCCAUUUGCCGUGAGGAUUUGAUCUGUCUGCCUCCGAAGGUUAGAUCCAGUUUUGGAAAUCUUGGUCCUAUAGUGAUUUGCACUAAAGUGACAAACAGCAUUGCUUUGCUUGAUCCUUUGACCUUGAGGCAUUGUUUUCUGGAUGCUGAUCAAUAUUGGAGGUCAACCUUUAAGUCUCUACACACGAGCCGGGAGUUAGUGGAGUAUAUAGUGCUUGAUGUAGAGAUGGUUUCAUCUGAAGUUAAUGUUGGCGGCACAAGGUAUGCUUUAGCUGAUGCACAAGUUGCCCGUGUGUCCGAUUUUGGGAAGAAUGAUACUAUUUUCAACAUAAAAACACAUUUAGGCCAUCUUUUAAACCCUGGGGAUUAUGCUCUUGGUUAUGACUUAUAUGGGGCAAACAGUAAUGAUGAGGAACUAGACAAGUACAAGGGUCUAGUUAUUCCAGAUGUAAUUUUGAUAAAGAAGAGUUACGAAGAAAAGCGCCUGAAGAAGCGUUCCAAGCCUCGUGCAUGGAAGCUCAAAUCCCUUCCCAUGGAAGUUGAUGCUAAAGGUAGAGGUGUGCAAGAAAAGGAGGCCUCAGAGUAUGAACAGUUUUUGAAAGAUCUGGAAGAGAAUCCUGAUUUGGUUUUCGGUGUUAAUAUAUACCAUAAUAAAGAAUACCAGCCAUCAGAGAUGGCAUCUGAGACUGAUGGGGAAGAUGCACCACCUACUGUGCCCUUAGAUCAGUUGCUCGACGACAUGGAUAACCUCCAACUAAGAGAGGAUGAAGAUGAUGAGGACAGUGGCAGCAUGAGGGAAUAAAAGUAGAGUCAUCCAUUUCGUUUGUAGCGAAAUAUAAAUUUUGUCAGGGUGUUUUGUUUAAUCUGGUCUUUCUUGCGCACUCCAUAUAAAAAGUAAGUUUGUAUUUCUGUUGUGUAACAAAGAGUUCAGUUCCUCUUUGGGUUCUAUCUAUGGUUUGUUUUGUUG